Maylandia zebra (zebra mbuna) is the source of this 1692-nucleotide messenger RNA. Its product is annotated as rho-related GTP-binding protein RhoN. The record is from RefSeq and is a predicted model, not a curated record. NCBI's taxonomy places the organism in Eukaryota, Metazoa, Chordata, Actinopteri, Cichliformes, Cichlidae. Gene Ontology annotation, molecular function: GTPase activity; GTP binding. Gene Ontology annotation, biological process: small GTPase-mediated signal transduction.
UGGAGCGCAGCAGCGCGCAGAGCAUGUAGCCGAAACUACACCAGACUGUGGAGUUGAAGUUUUCUUUUGUUUUCUUUUGUUUUUUUCUUUACCCGGAGUGUUUUAUUCCAUCUGUGGGAAAAAAAAAUAAACAUUUAAAGCUGCUCUUCGACAUUAUUAUUUGCUUGGAGCUAAAUGACAAGGAGGUAGCGACACAGAAGCACUCAGUGAUUUAAACAGGGGAAAUCAUGGAGAGCAAGGGAUUACUUCGCUGUAAGAUUGUGGUUGUCGGGGACAGCAAGUGUGGCAAGACGGCUCUCCUUCACGUUUUUGCCAAAGACUCGUACCCAGAGAAUUACGUUCCCACGGUGUUUGAGAAUUACACGGCUAGCUUCGAGAUUGAGAAGCAGAGGAUCGAGCUCAACAUGUGGGACACAUCAGGUUCAGCUUACUAUGACAAUGUGCGGCCGUUAGCUUAUCCUGACUCAGAUGCUGUGCUCAUCUGUUUUGACAUCAGUCGACCGGAGACACUGGACAGCGUACUGAAAAAGUGGCAAGGUGAAACACAGGAGUUCUGCCCCAAUGCCAAAGUGGUGCUUGUCGGCUGCAAGUUGGACAUGAGGACGGACCUCAGCGUCAUGAGAGAGCUUUCCAAACACAGACUCAUUCCUGUCACACAUGAGCAGGGAACCACUUUGGCGAGGCAGAUUGGCGCCGUGGCCUAUGCAGAGUGCACCUCAAAGUAUUCGGAGAACAGCGUCCGCGAUGUAUUUCACGUCACCACCCUGGCAUCUGUGUCCAACAUUCAUCGGCCUCAGCUCAAACACGCCGGAUCACGCCACGGCCUCAAACGGGUUUCCCAGCAGCCACCUCGGACUGAGAUUCACGAGCGUCCGCCUGCCAUUAGAAAGGACCGAGCCAAAAGCUGUGUGCUCAUGUAGGACCAGAACCUACCUGCUGCCUGAUCUGUGUGUGUGUGUGGGUGUGUGUGUGUGCUGACGGAGCAUGCCACACAUGAACUUAACUUAUUGGUGAAUUGUUGUCAGAUUCUUUGCACUGCAUAAAGGACGAUGUGAUAAAAGCGAGAACGGAUGCUAUCCUGAGGAGGUCUUUGAAGGGUUGUUUGUCCAUUUUUAGCAAAACUCUGCUUUUUACUUUUCUUUGUGGCUGUGCGCUCAUCAGGGGAGGACAUCGUAGCGGCAAAAGCAAAUUUCUUUAACGCUUGUACCUGAACAAGUGGACAAAAAAACUGAUAAAUUAAAAACAAGACACAAAAUAGUGCAUAGGGAGAUGAAAAGGAAAAAAAUAUAUAUUUGAAAGAUCGUCUUACAGGAAGCAGCGGUAACCGUGCUGGUGUUGACCUCUAUUAUUGUUGUUUCCUGUUUUGAAAUGCUCCUCUGUCUUCAAGUGUUUAAGCAAAUGAAGCACAAUACGAUGCACGCAAAGCGCUCUGAGAAGUCUGUAAAUGUCAGGGAAUGAACUCUGCUCUCCCCGCUGUGCAUAACAAAUUAAAAAUGAAAAUCUGGACUCGUGGGCUGAGAUGACACUAAUUUUCUUAAACCACAAGUGCUUUUAAUAUUGAAAAACGAAAUAAUCACUCACCACAUAAUAUUGUUGUGCUGUGUAAUUACUGUUGUUCAAAUAAUCAACACUGGAAAGGAACGUCACAGAGGGCGUUGAGAUGAAUAUUAUGUUGUACAUGUGAUAAUGAAA